Messenger RNA from Penaeus chinensis, 1585 nucleotides. RefSeq names its product nuclear receptor subfamily 2 group E member 1-like (gene tll). Gene Ontology annotation, molecular function: nuclear receptor activity; zinc ion binding; RNA polymerase II cis-regulatory region sequence-specific DNA binding. The record is from RefSeq and is a predicted model, not a curated record. Bases 1 to 1068 code for a protein of 355 amino acids. The transcript is spliced from 8 exons. Lineage: Eukaryota; Metazoa; Arthropoda; Malacostraca; Decapoda; Penaeidae. Gene Ontology annotation, biological process: positive regulation of transcription by RNA polymerase II; anatomical structure development; cell differentiation.
AUGAGUCUCCCUCUUCAAGUUAUACCUGUAGGGGAUGCAACUCUCACCUCUAUAGCGCGUGGCAGGAGAGGUCGCAUCUUGUACGACAUCCCCUGCAAGGUGUGUCAGGACCACUCUUCGGGGAAGCACUACGGGAUUUUCGCCUGCGACGGAUGUGCGGGAUUCUUCAAGAGGUCGAUCCGCCGCCAGCGCCAGUACGUGUGCAAGAGCAAGGCCGACGGAGGGUGCCUGGUGGACAAGACGCAUCGAAAUCAGUGUCGCGCUUGCAGGCUGUCCAAGUGCAUUCAGGCCGGCAUGAACAAGGAUGCCGUGCAGCAUGAACGGGGUCCCCGUAAUUCAACACUUCGCCGCCAGAUGUCUCUGUACUUCAAGGAGGCAGGAUCGGACUCACCCCCACCCCCACCACGCCCACGAAGCACCACGCCGCCAGAGCCCGCCCACACUCGCUCCUCCCCGCCCAUCCUCAGCCACAUGCCUUCGCCGGACACGGUAUGCGAGACGGCAGCGAGGCUCCUCUUCAUGAACGUGCGCUGGGCCAAGCAUCUGCCCGCCUACACUGCCUUGCCGUUUAGGGAUCAGUUGAUGCUUUUGGAGGAAGGAUGGCGGGAGCUCUUUGUCCUCUCGGCUGCUCAGUUCCUCUUGCCCGUGGAAGCCGGACCUCUUCUGGCCUCGUCCGGCCUCAGCGGAGAGUCCACGGAACGCCUUCUGCCCAUCCUGCAGGAUAUCAAGCUCUUCCAAGACAUUCUUGCCAAGUUCAAGGCCAUGUGCGUGGACCCUACAGAGUACGCGUGUCUGAAAGCGAUCGUUCUCUUCAAGACAGACGUGAAGGGCCUGCGCGACCUGGGUGCGGUGGCCGCCCUCCAGGACCAAGCUCAGCUCACGCUCAACAAGUACAUCACCACAGCUUACCCGACCCAGCCCUUCAGAUUCGGGAAGCUGCUACUGCUCCUGCCUUCCCUCCGGGCCGUGGGCUCCCGCACCAUCGAGGAGCUCUUCUUCAGGAGGACCAUCGGCGCCAUUCCCAUCGAGCGAAUCAUCUGCGACAUGUACAAGACGGCGGAUUUCUGAGAGUCUCGAGGAACGAGAAGAAGACGGAUAAAUAAACCUUAGAAUCUCUAUUUUUACCGAAAGAGGCCAAAACCGACGCCCGUUAAGAGUUGUAUAUAGAUAGACCUGCAGAGAAAGUUAUAAUUUAACGAGAUAGAAGACUGGAAAUAAUAAUUGUGAUAUCAUGCGAAGAUCAUCUAACAAAAAAUCAUAAGAAACUCAUAAUUCACUGUAAGAUUAGACCCCUCACCAGUGACCCAGUCUUUAUAGCACAAGAUGGACACUCACAAAAAGCGCCAUGCAAAUUAGGAUUUAAGUGUACAGUUUCAUUUAUUAUUACAUCAUUUUUCUUCCAUUUUGUAUCUUCUUUUCGACCCAUCUAUCCCUUUCUUUGAAUGACGAAAAAUCAAAAGAGAAAAUCACCCAGUGAGACAUAGCAUUCAUAGUGAUAAACCCCACCAUUAUGUAGCCUUAGGAGAUUGUUCACGUGUUGGGACAGACUGCGUUCGCCGACCAACGACUGCUGCGCCGGAAGUGA